This is a messenger RNA of Nasonia vitripennis (jewel wasp), 4112 nucleotides long. RefSeq names its product splicing factor 3b, subunit 3, 130kDa (gene Sf3b3). Gene Ontology annotation, biological process: mRNA splicing, via spliceosome. The record is from RefSeq and is marked validated. NCBI's taxonomy places the organism in Eukaryota, Metazoa, Arthropoda, Insecta, Hymenoptera, Pteromalidae. Gene Ontology annotation, cellular component: U2 snRNP; nucleus. The transcript has 14 exons. The coding region runs from base 239 to 3889 and encodes 1216 amino acids. Gene Ontology annotation, molecular function: U2 snRNA binding; protein binding.
CCAUUCCGUUCCGGCCGGUGCUUCGGCCACCAUUUUUACACCUCCGCAGCUUGAACAAGCGAAGCGAGCGUGAAUGGCCGACGACGACGCCCAAGUCCAGUGCGAUAAUCCGCAAGCAUCGCCUCGGUUCCUCACGAUGUCCUCGUAAAAUCAGUGAGAGCAGACAUUCCAGCCAGACUGAGCAAGCCCAGGAGUAAAAAGGCGAGAAACCUUACUGUGAUAACCCAAAGCAGCCAAGAUGUAUCUGUACAACUUGACUCUACAGCGUGCCACUGGCAUCACCCAUGCCGUGCAUGGAAACUUCUCCGGCACCAAGAUGCAGGAGAUUCUGGUCUCCAGAGGCAAGUCCCUGGAGCUUCUCAGGCCGGAUCCAAACACUGGCAAGGUCCAUACCAUGCUAACUGUGGAGGUCUUUGGCAUCAUCAGAUCUCUCAUGGCCUUCAGGCUCACCGGUGGAACCAAAGACUACAUAGUGGUUGGAUCUGAUUCUGGGCGAAUUGUCAUUCUGGAGUAUGUUCCAGCUAAGAAUGUCUUUGAAAAGGUUCACCAAGAGACCUUUGGCAAGAGUGGAUGCAGGAGAAUUGUUCCUGGACAGUAUUUGGCCAUUGAUCCUAAAGGGCGUGCUGUUAUGAUUGGGGCCAUAGAGAAGCAGAAAUUAGUCUACAUUUUAAACAGAGAUCCAGAAGCACGUUUGACUAUCUCCUCACCGCUCGAAGCCCACAAAAGUAACACUCUUGUUUAUCACAUGGUGGGUGUAGAUGUGGGUUUCGAAAAUCCUAUGUUUGCUUGCCUGGAAAUCGAUUAUGAAGAAGCCGAUACUGACCCCACGGGAGAAGCGGCGAUAAAGACGCAGCAGACCCUGACGUUCUACGAAUUGGAUUUGGGUCUGAAUCACGUCGUGCGUAAAUACAGUGAACCACUGGAAGAGCACGCCAACUUCCUGGUUUCCGUUCCGGGAGGUAACGAUGGACCCAGCGGUGUACUUAUCUGCUCUGAGAAUUAUCUAACUUACAAGAACUUGGGAGAUCAACCCGACAUUCGUUGUCCCAUUCCGAGACGCAGGAACGAUCUCGAUGAUCCCGAGCGUGGCAUGAUCUUUGUCUGCUCAGCCACUCAUAAGACCAAGAGCAUGUUUUUCUUCUUGGCUCAGACUGAGCAGGGUGAUAUUUUCAAAAUCACGCUGGAAACAGACGAGGAUGUUGUUACAGAGAUUAAGCUCAAGUAUUUUGAUACCGUUCCCGUAGCCAACAGCAUGUGCGUUCUUAAAACUGGUUUUCUCUUUGUAGCUUCUGAAUUUGGCAAUCACUACCUGUACCAAAUCGCUCACUUGGGCGAUGACGACGACGAACCAGAGUUCAGCUCUGCAAUGCCUCUGGAAGAGGGUGACACUUUCUUCUUUGCACCAAGACCGUUAAGAAAUCUCGUUCUUGUUGACGAAAUGGACAGUCUUUCACCCAUCAUGGCCUGUCAGGUUGCCGAUUUGGCCAACGAAGACACGCCUCAGCUGUACAUAGCCUGUGGACGCGGACCCCGAUCUACGCUACGUGUACUACGUCACGGUCUGGAGGUGUCUGAAAUGGCCGUGAGCGAACUGCCCGGCAACCCAAAUGCCGUGUGGACAGUGAAAAGACGAAUUGACGAGGAAUUCGACGCUUAUAUCAUAGUAUCCUUCGUCAAUGCUACUCUGGUUCUCAGCAUUGGUGAGACCGUCGAGGAAGUCACGGAUUCCGGCUUCCUUGGCACGACGCCCACACUCAGCUGUUCGGCCUUGGGAGAAGAUGCCCUCGUUCAGGUAUAUCCCGAUGGCAUUCGUCAUAUCCGAGCUGACAAACGUGUAAACGAGUGGAAGGCACCGGGUAAGAAAACUAUCAUCAAGUGCGCCGUAAAUCAGCGGCAGGUCGUCAUCGCCCUCACCGGUGGAGAACUCGUCUAUUUCGAAAUGGACCCUACUGGUCAAUUGAACGAGUACACGGAACGUAAAAAGAUGCCAUCUGAGGUAAUGUGCAUGGCGCUGGGCAACGUGGCGGCAGGCGAACAACGUUCUUGGUUUUUGGCUGUAGGUUUACAAGACAACACAGUCCGUAUAAUCUCUCUAGAUCCGUCUGAUUGCCUUGCGCCUAGGAGUAUGCAAGCGUUGCCAGCCGCAGCAGAAAGUUUAUGCAUAGUAGAAAUGGGAAUCAAAGACGACACCAGCGAGGACAGCAACCAGAUGCAGUCGACCCUGCAUCUCAAUAUCGGUCUGCAAAACGGAGUAUUGCUGAGGACGGUCCUCGAUCCAAUAUCGGGAGACCUGUCGGACACGCGAACGCGAUACCUUGGAUCGCGACCCGUCAAGCUUUUCCGCAUCAGAAUGCAGGGCAACCAAGCUGUCCUUGCCAUGAGCAGUCGAUCUUGGUUAUCUUAUUAUUAUCAAAAUCGAUUCCACCUUACGCCGUUAUCGUAUGAAAGUCUCGAAUUCGCAUCUGGAUUCAGCUCCGAGCAGUGUCCUGAGGGUAUCGUAGCCAUCUCUACAAAUACCUUGAGAAUUUUGGCGCUGGAAAAACUCGGUGCGGUCUUCAAUCAAGUCAGUUUUCCUUUCGAGUACACGCCACGUAAGUUUGUAAUCCACAACGAAUCAGCCCACGUAUUGCUCAUCGAGACCGAGCAUAACGCCUAUACCGAGGAAACGAAACAGCAGCGUCGCUUGCAAAUGGCCGAAGAGAUGCAGGAAGCGGCUGGUUCCGAUGAGGCUGCGGUAGCGCGUGAACUUGCCGAAGCUUUUCUGUCAGAAGAGCCGAACGAGCAGGUCUUCGGUGCUCCGAGAGCCGGACCCGGACUCUGGGCCUCGCUAAUUAGAGUCAUGGCGCCUACUACUGGUACAACUUUCCAAGUCCACAGGCUAGAGCAGAAUUUGGCUGCGCUAUGCUUGGCGCUUGUGAAAUUCGCGAACCAAGGAGACCAGCAAUUCUUGAUUGUUGGAGUAGCAAAGGAAUACCAGUUAAAUCCAAGGAUUAGCAAUGGUGGAUUCUUAUAUACCUACAAAGUGAGUUCCGACUGCACCAGCAUCGAAUUAAUGCACCGAACAACGCUCGAUGAAAUACCUCUAGCAAUCUGCCCGUAUCAAGGUCGUGUACUCGUUGGUGUAGGAAAAAUGUUACGGCUUUACGACAUGGGCAAGAAAAAACUACUGCGUAAGUGCGAGAAUAAGCACAUACCAAAUGCCGUAAUUUGUAUCAACGCCAUUGGUCAGCGAAUCUACGUAAGCGACGUACAAGAGUCCGUGUAUGCGGUCAGAUAUAAGAGACAAGAAAAUCAGCUCAUCGUUUUUGCUGACGAUACACAUCCUAGGUGGAUCACCACUACCUGUGUUUUAGAUUAUGACACCGUUGCAACGGCCGACAAGUUUGGAAAUAUCGCUGUGAUUCGACUCGCUAGUUCUAUCAACGAUGAUGUUGAUGAGGAUCCAACGGGCAACAAAGCUCUGUGGGACCGCGGACUACUAAACGGCGCCUCGCAAAAGGCUGAUACCGUGGCCUGUUUCCAUGUAGGUGAGACCGUAAUGUCACUGCAGAAAGCGACGUUGAUUCCCGGUGGCAGCGAAUCAUUGGUCUAUACGACGCUUAGUGGAACCGUAGGCGUGCUCGUGCCGUUCACCAGCCACGAAGACCAUGAUUUCUUUCAGCAUCUGGAGAUGCACAUGCGCGCUGAACACCCACCCCUCUGUGGUCGGGAUCAUUUGAGCUUCAGAAGUUAUUACUAUCCUGUCAAAAACGUCAUUGACGGCGAUCUUUGUGAACAGUUUAACAGUAUAGAGCCGGGAAAGCAAAAGAGCAUUUCUGGUGAUUUGGAAAGGACACCAUCAGAAGUAUCAAAGAAACUGGAAGAUAUUCGAACUAGAUACGCAUUCUAAUUCGAAGAUACAUGUGGAUUCUUCCAAGAGUUUGGAAUACUUUUCUUCUUUUCUGUUCUAAGUGAAUUUGUAAAUAGAUUUUUAUAUUACGAUUAUUGAUAACAUUGUAUUUAUUGUCAAAUAAAUUGCGUUUUUUUUUAAAUAACCUUUUUUUUCUAAAGUUUUAAGUUCACUACCAAAACUGUAGAUGUCGGAAAAAUAAAAUUAUUGAAUCUGAAAACAA